This is a messenger RNA of Electrophorus electricus (electric eel), 1306 nucleotides long. It is a transcript of the gene ctss1, whose product is annotated as cathepsin S, ortholog 1. NCBI's taxonomy places the organism in Eukaryota, Metazoa, Chordata, Actinopteri, Gymnotiformes, Gymnotidae. Gene Ontology annotation, biological process: proteolysis. Gene Ontology annotation, molecular function: cysteine-type peptidase activity. The record is from RefSeq and is a predicted model, not a curated record.
GCUUACACAAGUGUACGGUGACCAGAGCCUUUCUCUACGUCUCCUUCUAACACUCUGCUUCUGUCCCUCUUAACCUGAAUAGAAAUGUCUGUGGGUCAGCUGUGUCUGACUCUGAUGCUUGGUCAGGUGAGCUAUGGAAUGAAUCUCAACCGCUAUUGGCUGUCUUGGAAAACUGAAUACAAUAAAACAUACAGCACAGUGUGGGAGGAAACAUGGAGGAGAGCAGUUUGGCAGCAGAAUGUUGUAGAAAUGAUCAAACACAAUGUUGCAGCAUCAGAAGGACAGCACACCUACACCCUGGGAACGAAUCACCUCUCAGACAUGACAGCAGAUGAAGUGAAUGUACAGCUGAACGGUCUGCGGCCGGAACAUCUUCCUCCUGGUGGCACAAACGUCAGUUUCACUUUCCUGAGUGAAAUGCACCUGAUUCCCCUGACAGUGGACUGGACUGAGAAGGGUCUGGUCAGCCCUGUGGAGAACCAGGGUCCAUGCGGGUCUUGCUGGGCCUUCAGUGCAGUGGGAGCGCUGGAGGGACAGAUGAAAAAGCAUACAGGCCUUCUGGUUCCUCUCAGCCCACAAAAUCUGGUGGAUUGCAGCGUUGCCAUCGGCAAUCACGGCUGCAAAGGGGGAUAUCUCAGCAAGGCCUUUACUUACAUCAUUCAAAACCAAGGAAUCGACUCAGACUGUGUCUAUCCCUACGAACACAGGGAGGGGAGAUGUCGUUAUACUGUGCGGGGAAGAGCUGCUUACUGUUCGGGUUUCCAAAUUCUUCCACGGAAUAAUGAGUUAGCACUGAUGCACGCGGUGGCCAUGGUGGGGCCCGUGUCUGUGGGCAUCAACGCCAACCUGCCUUCAUUCCACAGAUACAGAAGUGGCAUUUACAAUGAUCCAUUAUGUAACUCUCGCCUCGUUAACCAUGCUGUUUUGGUGGUGGGCUAUGGAACAGAGAAAGGACAAGACUAUUGGCUUAUCAAAAACAGCUGGGGUACCGCAUGGGGAGAGAAGGGAUUUUUUCGAUUACCCCGCAACAAAAACCAGUGUGGGGUUGCCACAUUUGCCAUUUACCCGACACUCUGAACCCCUCCUCCCUUUACUCUCCAUCUUUCUUUCCCCUCUUUUCUCUCUCUUGUAUGAAGAAAAUCUCUGUGCGUAAUUGUACUUUAGCUUUGAUGAUUUUUUGAUGAAGUUUUUUUUUGUUUAUAAUACAAACUCAAGAUCAAUGAAACAAAUUGAUGGCACUUUUAUUUCACAUUUAGGAAAAGUGUUACUAGAUUCUAAAACAAUUUAAUAAAAUGGUUAAACCCCA